AUGGCUACUUCCCGCGACUCCGUGAUUCCCCAGGCCGAGCGCAUGUUCGAAGGUGGCACCCACAAGCUCGAUGUGUGGACCAUCUUCACCCCGGCCAACGUGCCUCCUGACUGCAUCAACCUCGGCCAGGGCUUCAUGAACUGGGCUCCCGCCGACUGGAUCCGCAAGGCUGCGCACAAGGCCAUGGACGACGACAUCAUGGUGAACCAUUACGCUCACCCUCGUGGCCGGCCCCGCCUUGUCAAGGCCAUUAGCGAUGUUUACUCGCCGACUUUCCCCAACCUUGAAGGCCGCAAGCUCAAUCCCGAGGAGAUUGUCGUGACGGCCGGCGCCAACGGGGGCAUUUACUCUGCCCUCACUGCGCAUCUCGAGCCUGGAGAUGAGGUCGUUCUCAUCGAGCCGUUCUUCGACCAGUACUUUGCCACCAUUGCGUUCCAGGGCGGCAAGCCCGUGUACGUGCCGCUCCAUCCUCCUAAAGAGGGCGGCGGCAAGUCGAGCGGUGCGGACUGGACUCUCAACCUCGACGAGCUCGAGGCCGCCUUCACGCCCAAGACCAAGGCGAUCAUCAUCAACACCCCCCACAACCCCGUUGGCAAAGUGUUCACCAAGGAGGAGCUCGAGGGCAUUGCCAAGAUCUGCAUCAAGCACAACGUCCUCGUCAUUGCCGACGAGGUAUACGACUGCAUGAUUUACGACGGCAAGUCGCACUUCCACAUCGCCUCGCUCCCGGGCAUGUGGGAACGCACACUCUCUGUCUUCUCGGGUGGCAAGUCGUUCGCGGCAACCGGCUGGCGUGUCGGAUGGCUCAUUGGGCCCCAGCCCCUCGUCUCGGCCACCCUCGCCGCUCAGUCGCGCAUCGUGUUCUGCACUAACGGUCCCAUGCAAGAGGCGACUGCCAUUGCGCUUGAGGGUGCCGCUGAGCACAAGUUCUUCGAGACCCAGACCGCCGAGUACCAGGAGCGCCGCGACAUCCUCUGCUCGUAUUUUGACCAACUCGGCCUGCCGUACACGCUUCCCGAGGGCUCGUACUUUGUGCUCGUCGACAUGAGCAGGCUCAAGAUACCCGAGGACUACCCCAUCCCCGAGACGUGCAAGGGCCGCGGCAAGGACUUUGCCAAGUGUUGGUGGAUGGCAAAUGAGAUCAAGGUGGUAUCGAUCCCUCCUUCUGAGUUUUACUGUGAGGACCACGUUGCUAUUGGCGAGAACUUUGCUCGCUUUGCGUUCUGCAAGGACCCCGAGCUCCUCCACGCCGCCGGUAAGCGCCUUCUCCAGCUCAAGCCGUACCUCCAGUAG
Molecule: messenger RNA, 1293 nt
Organism: Cutaneotrichosporon cavernicola
Lineage: Eukaryota; Fungi; Basidiomycota; Tremellomycetes; Trichosporonales; Trichosporonaceae
Gene: BNA3
Exons: 5
Coding region: 1-1293 (430 amino acids)
Biological process (GO): biosynthetic process
Cellular component (GO): cytoplasm; mitochondrion
Molecular function (GO): pyridoxal phosphate binding; L-kynurenine:2-oxoglutarate transaminase activity
Source: RefSeq, a predicted model, not a curated record